Molecule: messenger RNA, 1029 nt
Organism: Micropterus salmoides (largemouth bass)
Lineage: Eukaryota; Metazoa; Chordata; Actinopteri; Centrarchiformes; Centrarchidae
Gene: angptl8
Product: angiopoietin like 8
Exons: 4
Coding region: 214-801 (195 amino acids)
Biological process (GO): triglyceride homeostasis; regulation of lipid metabolic process
Source: RefSeq, a predicted model, not a curated record
AACUCAUCAUCCACUGGAUUCGGUCUGAUGAUGCUAACUUCUGCACAGCUGUAACAGACAAAUACAUAUUUUAUCUUCCUUCCCAUUUGCGAUAUUUUACAUCAAUCAAACUGUCUCAUUAACUUGCUGAAUUGUUGAAAAAGAAACAAAAAUCUUUGAACAACUGAGUGAAACAGACACUAGACUACAGCGAGUUUGCAAGCGACUGGUAUCAUGAAGGUAAUCUGGGGCCUCUGCCUGCUUUGUUUGGCCGGUGGUUUAAGAGCAGUCCAUGCAGGUCCGGUCAGGACUGGCAAGAUGGAAGACAAAGCUGCACCACAGGAAGAAGUCAACGUGCUCAUGUUUGGUGUGAUACAGUUCAGCGAAUCCCUCAACUAUGUUUAUGAAACCACUGAGGCAAAGAUAGCGAGAAUCAGCCGGGCUUUGAAGAUCCAUGAGGGGACUCUUCAAACGCUGGGGAGGCAGACUGAGCAGGCGGCAGAGGUGGAGAAACACAUGAAAGAAGUUAUACAGUUGCUACAGGCCCAGAUGGCCAAGCAACAGACUCAGACCAAGAUGACUAAAGACUGGCUGGCCAGGAUGGAGCAGGAAGAGGUGGAGCUAAAAACAAAAGUGAAGAGGUUGGAGGUGUAUCUCAACAACUUCGUACCCACCAACAUGAAAGAGCUGCAGGAGAGAGCAGAGGAGCACUCUAAUAUCUUAAAAGGGCUACAGCAUUUGACUCAAUUCCAAAAAGAGAAUAUUGAGACCCAGAAUGAGCAGCUCUCCAAGCUGCUGAGGAUGAGUGAAGCUAUGACAUAGCUGUUUAAAGAUUCAUCUCUGAGUUCUCUCACUUCAUCCAGAUCUAAACUCUCUAACAUCACUGCACUCCCUUCCAACCCUGCUAUGUAUGCUAUGGAUGUACCGUAUAUCCAGAAAAUAUUUUUUGUUAGUACUCUUGUGAUUAUGUCCUUGGUGUUGCAACUCGUGUUAUUAAAAAGAGCCAUUCAAAUUAAUUUGUUAACUUAUUAAAGAUUUUAUGUCACCAAA